Molecule: messenger RNA, 2538 nt
Organism: Capsicum annuum
Lineage: Eukaryota; Viridiplantae; Streptophyta; Magnoliopsida; Solanales; Solanaceae
Product: ataxin-10
Exons: 4
Coding region: 284-1801 (505 amino acids)
Cellular component (GO): cytosol
Source: RefSeq, a predicted model, not a curated record
GAAGUUUUUAAUUGAAAAGAAAAAAACCCUAGGCAACUUAGGUUCCCCCAUUGUAGACUAGUGUUUGUCUCGUCUUCCUUGCAACUACUACUAUUCUCGUUUGUGGUUAAAGAGUAAAGUUAACACCAGGGUCUUAAAAGGUGUCUGGUGAAUGGAAAAAACUUUAUGAUCAGUUUUCUACCACUUGGUGCACUGACAGUAGAAACGAAGGGAGGAUUAGUCUACAGGUGCUGCUGUGGGGAUACUUGCUGUGCUACUAACUUUCAAUUUUCUUCCUCCUGAGAUGAUGGAUGAUAAAGUUGUACCGGAGCUUACUGUGGAUGAUAAAAUUGUGACGGAGCUAACUAUCCCGGAAGAUGUUGCCAAAGCAUUAUUAGUUGUGACAAACUCAUCUUCUUUAGAAAAGGCACUGGAGAAGCUGAUAGAACUUGCCAAAGAGGCGGGUGGACGCUUAGAUCUGUCGUCCAAAAAUGUUGUCACCACUGUCCUCCAGCUCUGCCAGUCUCUGUCAUCUAUCUCUUACCGUCACCUCCUUUUGUUGUCUCUUAAGGUACUUAGAAAUCUGUGUGCUGGGGAGAUAAGAAAUCAGAAUGAGUUUCUUCAACAAAGAGGAGUUGUAAUUGUUGUGGAUGUUAUUAUGUCUAUAGGACUUACUCCUGAUCCUGACCAUGCGAUUAUUCAAAUUGGACUGCAACUUCUAGGGAACUACUCAGUGGAUGGGGCAGAACGCCAAUGUGAUGUGUGGUACCAAUUGUUUCCUCAUAAGUUCUUGAAGAUUGCUAGAGUAAGGAGCAGGGAAAUAUGUGAUCCUUUAUGCAUGGUCAUUUACACUUGCUGUGAUGGUACUGAUGAACUGUUGAUGGAUUUAUGUUCUGAGCAAGGGUUGCCCAUUCUGAUAGAAAUUCUGCGUACUGCAUCAGCCGUUGGUCUUAAAGAAGAGUGGUUAAAGUUGCUUCUCGCAAAAAUUUGGAUUGAGGCUUCCUACUUUUCAUCAAUUUUCUCCAAAUUACAUUCAUAUCCUUCCGUUGAGAACAAUGGUGGUGUUACAUCUGUAGCUAAUCAAUUUGUUAUUGAGCAGCCUUAUCUGUUGAGUAUACUUUCAGAAAUCUUGAAUGAGCGAGUAGAGCAUAUUGUUGUUUCUCAUGAUUUUGCUUCAAGUAUCUUUGGGAUAUUGAAGAGUGCUGCUGUGGUCGUUGACUUUUCAACAAGAGGGAAAAGUGGUCUUCCGGUAGGGUCUGCUCCUAUUGAUGUUCUAGGAUACUCCCUCACCAUCUUGAGAGAUAUUUGCGCAAGUGAUCACACGACAAGCUCUAAGGAAGAAAGUUCUAAGGAUGUCGUGGACUUACUUGUUUCCUCUGGGCUUAUUGAGUUUCUUUUGGACUUGCUUCGAGAUCUUGAACCUCCAACGACAAUUAGGAAAGCAAUGAAGCAGGAUCAGAUUAAGGAGGGGACAGUAUCUUCUUCAUUUAGGUGUUGUCCGUACCAAGGUUUCAGGGGAGAUAUCGUUGCCAUCCUUGGAAAUUGUGCUUAUAGGAGAAGGCACGUUCAAGAUGAAAUUAGAGAUAAAAAUGGGAUCCUUUUACUGCUACAACAGUGUGUUAUAGAUGAAGAUAAUCCUUUCUUAAGGGAGUGGGGAAUCUGGUGUGUGCGGAACCUAUUGGAAGGGAAUGCAGAAAACCAAGGGGUUGUUGCUGAUUUGGAGCUUCAAGGAACUGUAGAUGUUCCAGAACUUGUUGGACUGGGGCUUCGAGUAGAAGUUGAUCCUGCAACUCGACGUACAAAGCUUGUGAAUGUCCCAUGAUAUGUUAGGAGAUGAAAGUAAAAGUUGCCGCUUCUGAAGUUGAUAAAGACAACUGAUUAUUCAGGAGACUUGUUUCUGGUUUCACUUAAGAUUGAUUGACAUGUUCUGGGAUGUCCAUAAAAGCUAAUUUUCUGGAACUUCCAUUACACAUGAGAAGGGGAGCCUUGGAGUAACUGGUAAAUUUGCUGCCAUGUGACCGGGAGGUCAUAGGUUCAAGCCUUGGAAACAGCCUCUGACAGAAAUGCAAGGAAAGACUGUGUACAAUACACCCUUGUGGUGCGGCGCUUUCCUGGACCCUGCGCUGCUCUGCGCAUAGCGGGAGCUUUAGUGCAUCGGGCUGCCCUUUUUUUUCCACAACACAUGAGCUCAAUGGUGGACCUAGUUGAGAUUUCAUGAUUGCUGUAGAAUUUUAGUGUUAGAAAGAGGUAGAUUUGAUGAAAGAUAUCAUGGGUUGCUAAAAAGUUCUGAUAGAAGUUCUAUUUUUAGUUAUUUGUUUAUUGAAGUGCCUAUAUUCUGCUUCUUUAUGGGUACGUCCACUUCUGGCACUGUAUAAUUGUAAAAUAUUGUUGUAUGACCAGUUAACCUGCAUUUCUGCCAUGUUUCCUAAUUUUUGCACAUGCAUAUUCCGUGCAAGAGGCAAAUUCAUCCUGUCAUUUCUGGUAGGAAUCAUUAGCAACUUUCAUGUUCAGAGAAGUGCAUUGACUUACUAAUACUGGAUUUUCAUAUUUAUUUGUGCU